UUUAACACGAAAGCAUUGUCUCGACUGUGUCGCGUUGUCUGAGUUAUCGACCAAAGAAUCGAAUUCCAAGACUUUCUCGUGGGUUGUCUUUAGCCGUAUUUCGGUGAGAUUAGGCGACAGUUUCCCGAAAAGUGGAGGGGAUAAUGUUAGUACCAAGGAAAAUCUCUACACGAUAUAAUUUAAAGAUCUGUUCUUUGUAACUGCACUGCUGAAUUAAUGCAAAAGAAAGCCGCAUAAUUUGCAAACAUGUGGGAUGGAAGCAACGUUGGUCUCGGAGGUGGAUUCUUGGACGAAAGUACAAGCGGCACGCAGGCCGGUGGCGGGAAAAAAGGUGCGCAGAGCAACGAUCGGAGUAUCGUUCCGGUGCUGAUAAAGCAUAUUAUUUCGGCAACGGGUGAUCUGCAGAUCGCUGGUAAAACCGUGAACACCUUGACUUUCGUCGGAAUUGUGCGUCACAUUGAGCAGGAAACUACGAAGAUUUCUUAUCACAUCCAGGAUGAUACAGGUACGCUCACAGCUAUGAUGUGGCUAGAAGCAGAUAAGAAUGCUAGGGAGGACAUAUUAGUUAAUACAUAUGUACGAGUCCAUGGAUUGAUACGUGACCAACAUAAUCAACGGAAUGUAUUAAUUUUGCGUAUAUACCCUCUGGAGGAUUUGAAUGAACUAACAUGCCACUUUGUGGAAGUGAUAUAUUUUAUGUUGAUGUUCAACAAGCCUACAGAAGAAUCAUCCGCUGCACCCAAUAUGGUGGUGUAUGACAACACAAUGAGUGGCAUGACACCUGAACAAAUGAUGGUUCUGGAAGUCGUUCGAUCGGCAGAUGACGGCGAGUGUGGUAUUGAGAAACGCAUUAUUUUGACAAAGAUACCUAAGCACGUUGUAUCUCGUUUAGAUGAGAUAUUAGAUUUUCUUUUGUGCGAAGGACAUAUUUAUACAACUAGUUCAGAAGAUUUCUUUAAGGCUACUUAAACUAUACUUAUGUGUGAUAUGCGUAUCAAUAAAAAGUUCCGCAUGAA
Odontomachus brunneus is the source of this 1016-nucleotide messenger RNA. RefSeq names its product replication protein A 32 kDa subunit-A (gene RPA2). Gene Ontology annotation, molecular function: nucleic acid binding. The record is from RefSeq and is a predicted model, not a curated record. Bases 247 to 969 code for a protein of 240 amino acids. Lineage: Eukaryota; Metazoa; Arthropoda; Insecta; Hymenoptera; Formicidae. Gene Ontology annotation, cellular component: DNA replication factor A complex; chromosome, telomeric region; site of double-strand break. Gene Ontology annotation, biological process: nucleotide-excision repair; double-strand break repair via homologous recombination; DNA replication. The transcript has 3 exons.